AUGAGUUAUGAAAAAGAAGAAUAUAGAGAAGAUAAAAAAAAUGAUAAUAUAGAUAAUGAAAAAAAGGAAGAUAUGAAUAAUAAAAUAUUCUACAGUAUAAUACCAGAUAAUGAUUAUAAAAAUAUACACACAAAUAUAAUAAAUGAAAAAAUGAUAAUUGAGGAAAUAAAAAAGUAUAAUAAUGUAAAAAGAAAUAAUGUAAUUGAUGAAUUUUAUCAUACUAAAUCUUUAUCAUUAGAAAAUAAAAAAAUAUUAUUAAUACAAAAUAUUAACCUUUUUAAAAAUUUAGAAGAGUUACAUUUAGAUAAUAAUUUAAUAGAAGAAUUAGAAAAUUUAAAUGAAUUAGUUAAUUUAAAAAUUUUAAGUAUUUCAAAUAAUAAUAUAAAGGAAAUAAAAAAUUUAGAUAAUUUAAAAAAGUUAUCAGAACUAAAUUUACAUAAUAACAAGAUUAAAAAAAUUGAAAAUUUACACAACAAUAAAAAUUUAAAAAUUUUGAUAUUAAGUAAAAAUUAUAUAGAAGAUUUGGAAAAUAUAUUUUAUUUAAGGUGCUUAGAAAAUUUAAAAUUUUUAAAUUUAAUUGAUAAUCCUAUAUGUAAUAUAAAAAAUUUAUCAUGUGAAGUAAUUUCUAAUUUAAAAAAUGUUAAAUAUUUUAACAAUGAAAUAGUUACUGUUAAAAAUUCACAAAUAGAGAAAACUUGCAUUGAUGUUAAAAUAUACGAAGAAACAAAAGAAAUUAAAAAUUAUGAUUUAAAUAAUAAUAUUAAUGAUACAAAAAAUUAUGAAAAGAAAAUUUCCGAAGCAUAUUUAUAUGAUAUAACUAUUUUGUCUAAUUCACUAUUUGAUGAAAAAAAAGAGCCAAAUGUUUUACUUAAAAUAGAUAAUUAUUCAAAAAUAAAAAAUGAUUUUUUAGAAAAUAUUCAAAAUAUGAAUUCAGAAAUAAUUAAUAAAAUACUAAUAUUAAAUGAAGAAAGAAAAAAAUCUUCUGACGAAUUUGAAAAUAAAGUUGAAAAAUUUACUUCACAAAGUAUGUUAGAAAAUAUUAGUGAAUAUAACAAAUUAAAAAAGAGAACAAAAAAGGCCAUAAGAAAUAUAUUAAGUUUUUUAAAUUGUGAACAAGGAAUAGAGAACAUGACGAUUAAAAAGUGCCCUGAUUACUACAAGAAAAAACUAGAGAUAAAUGAAAAAAAAAGCAUAAACGAUACAAUUAAAAAAAGAAUUGAAGAUAUCUCAAAAAAUUAUAAUUUAAAGUUGAAUACACAAAUUUUUAGUGAAAUUGAGGAAAGUAAAGAAAGUGAAAAAAAUGAAGACAUUUCAAACGAAAACGAAGAUAUAAAUAUUAUAUUUGUCAAUAAAGAAAAAUACUCAAUUCUAAAAAAUUACAUUGAAAAUAAUAUUGAGGAAAAUUUUCUAUUUAGAGAUAAGUUAAUAAAUGAAGAACUGAUGAAUAUAGUUUCACUGAAUAAUUUCAUAGAAAAAUUUAAAGUAAACAUUUCAAACAUAAUAAAAGUUAUAAAUGACAAUAUCUAUAGUUAUUUUAGAAAAUUAGAAGAAUUAGAGCAAUCUUUCAAUUCUAAAAUUCUUAACUUUUUUUCUGAUGUUAAAAAAAAUGAUCAACCUGCUAUAAUUUUUAACGAAGAAGAAAUAAAUGAAUAUUAUAUUUACAAAGGGUAUAGAUCAAAUGUUUUAAACAAUUUAGAGGAUUUUAUUUCAAGUAGUUACAAUAAAGCAGGUAAUUUUUUAAUUGAAGAAAAAAAAAAGUAUUUAUUUUUAAAAUCAAGAGAAAGAAUAACAGAAAUUGGAAAUAUUGUUGAUAUAUUUAAUGAUUUAUUCUACUCUUAUCUGUACUUAUUACAUGUUAAAUAA
Molecule: messenger RNA, 1863 nt
Organism: Plasmodium relictum
Lineage: Eukaryota; Apicomplexa; Aconoidasida; Haemosporida; Plasmodiidae
Gene: LRR8
Product: leucine-rich repeat protein, putative
Exons: 5
Coding region: 1-1863 (620 amino acids)
Molecular function (GO): protein binding
Source: RefSeq, a predicted model, not a curated record